Messenger RNA from Trematosphaeria pertusa, 882 nucleotides. RefSeq lists its product as uncharacterized. The record is from RefSeq and is a predicted model, not a curated record. NCBI's taxonomy places the organism in Eukaryota, Fungi, Ascomycota, Dothideomycetes, Pleosporales, Trematosphaeriaceae. The transcript has a single exon. Bases 1 to 882 code for a protein of 293 amino acids.
AUGCCCAUCCCUCACGAUCGGAAAACCUGCGAUCCCGAAUACACCGACAACGCCAUGAGUUGGGUAGAUGAGAAAUACUGGAAGCAUCCAUACCGAAUCAGAUGGCCCAUGGAGUCAGAACUGAACGCAAAGGGCGAUCCGCGAAACCUUCCGAUCCUCUUCGGCCACUGGCCAUGUACCGAACCUCCACAUCACCCAGACAAUGAGUGCGACGCCGCUAGGGUGUGGCUAGACCGUGAGGUCACGCGGAAGAGCGAAGUUGCGACUUUCUGUAAAACAUGGCUCGGAUCACCGCCGGAAAAAAAGGUCGAGACUCUCCUUUCUUUGAACAUCACUCGAUCGGAAGAGCAUGAAGAGAUAGCCCCAAGGCACCAACAGGUGUUUGGUUGGAUUAUUGACCUUUUUGUGAAAGAGCAUGGGCUGGAGACCGUUCGGUACCAGGAAACAGACUUCACAGUCCUCGGCAACUCAAGUGGCCAGCUUGAACAGUUCUUGGAACGCUUGCCGACUAGUUCUGGAAUUUGGGAUCGCUGGGUUUCCGUGCAGAUGUGGAAGCACCCGCAAGGGAUCAAUGCGGUGAACGAAAAGACUUUCGUCGUCGACCUCAACCUGGACAAUCCUUGGCGCCAGCUUCUGGGUGCCGCGCUCAAGGCAAAAGGAGUUAAGCCGCUGGGCGUCAUAUGCAUGCCCGUCGACGAAGACGUGCCCUCCGGAAGUCGAGACGAGAUAUCACCGGAAUUGGCGGGGAUCCUGAAUGAAACGGAUUACGAAGUGUUCAAAUGGAUCGACACCGAAGUGGUUGAGAAGAAGACGAGCCAGGACGGGAGCCAGUACGAUCGUCUGAGCUUAAGCAAGCCCAACAUCUAUAUUCGGAAGACUUGA